GUCCCCAGGCCCGCUACCACCAUGGCAAUAGCAGCGGCGCGUUACUUUCGCCUCCUUCCUAGGGCCUACGGGACGGCGGGGCCCGGGCUGGCUUACCAACAAGGACAGAGCCCGGAGCCACGGAUCCGGGAGUAUUUUUACUACAUCGAUCAUCAGGGGCAGCUUUUCCUGGAUGACACCAAAGUGAAGAAUUUCAUCACUUGCUUCAAAGAUGUGGCCUUCCUCAGCUUUUUCUUCAAGCGGCUGGAGCCCAACCGCAGCGGGCGCUACGAGAGCCACUUCCCCUUCCUGUCGCGCUGCGGCCGCGAGCGCAACUUCCUGCGCUGCGAGGACCGGCCCCUGGUCUUCACCCAGCUCCUGCCCGGCCCCAGCGCCAGCCAGCUCCUCUCCUACUGCGGCGGCGGCCAGAGCCUGGCGGUGCCCUUCCAGCCGCAGAGCCUGGCGAUGGCACCGGGGAACGGGCGGCUCUACCACCCGGCACCGGCCAGAGCGGGCGGCGUGGGCCUGGUGCGGUCAGCGCUGGCGGUGGAGUGGAGCUCCUGUUUCCAGUAUGAGCGGGGCCCUGAGCAGCCCCCAACGCAUUUCAACUGGGAGGGGCAGCGGUACCGGCUCACCGGGGAGCUGCUGCCACUGUUGGGUGCCGAUGGAGAUGAGGAGACACCGGCUGUGCCCCUGGCACCGCGGCAGGGAUGAGGUGGGGGCAUCCCAAACGUCACCGGCAGCUUUGUGGUGAGGGGUGGUGGAGAUUGGCACUGGGUCACGAUGGAAGGGAUGGUGGGUGCC
Messenger RNA from Dryobates pubescens (Downy woodpecker), 783 nucleotides. It is a transcript of the gene C14H8orf82, whose product is annotated as chromosome 14 C8orf82 homolog. The transcript has 3 exons. The record is from RefSeq and is a predicted model, not a curated record. Lineage: Eukaryota; Metazoa; Chordata; Aves; Piciformes; Picidae. Bases 22 to 693 code for a protein of 223 amino acids.